Molecule: messenger RNA, 3757 nt
Organism: Portunus trituberculatus (swimming crab)
Lineage: Eukaryota; Metazoa; Arthropoda; Malacostraca; Decapoda; Portunidae
Product: transmembrane protein 114-like
Exons: 7
Coding region: 87-932 (281 amino acids)
Cellular component (GO): membrane
Source: RefSeq, a predicted model, not a curated record
CCUCCGACCCUCAGUUCCCUGUGAGACUCAGUGAGGUGUGGGUGUCUGGUCGCUGGUGCUGCUCGGGUGUUGAUCUCUCCACAAAGAUGCCUUGCUCGGCCAUCACGCUGUCCCUGGCCACCAUAUGCGCCGUGGUGUCCGUGGCGCUGCUGGCCAUCGCGUUCGGCACAGACAACUGGCAGUACAUCAACGUCAACAGGAUUGCGAUAGAGGGCUCUCUCUCCGUGUCCAACAUCUCGCCACAGGAGUUUGAUGAAAGUGGCCUGUACCGCGUGAGGACUAAGGGGCUCUUUAGAAUCUGCUACCCUGACACAAGGCCCAAAGGAGUUGAGUUGUACAUGUCGCCGGUGGAGACGUACUGCGAGAACAUCGACUACCACAUCUUCAACGAGGACUCUGACCCCACACAGUUCAGCGAGGACGAGAUGGUCAGGCUGCAUAUGGCCCGCUCCAUGAUCGCUCUCUUCAUUGUGUCAUUCUUCUUUGUCUUCGUGGCCUUCUGGACUGGAGUGGCUGGCUGCUGGCGUCGCUCUCCUGGGAACAUCGCCUCUACUGCCAUCCUGAUGCUCCUUGCCUGUCUGUUCUCUGCCGGUGGUAUGGGUCUAUGGCAUGGCGUGGAGUAUUAUGAGGAGGAGAAGCUGAAGACUGACCCGUGGAAGGCUUCUUGGGAUGAGCUGCUGAGUGACAACACCAAGGUCAUGUACGACUGGUCCUAUUUCAUCGCCUGGAUCGGGGUGGGCUGGACACUCAUCUCUGCCCUGCUGUUCUCCGGUGCCUCCGUGUGUCUGCGGAGCGAGCGAGAGCGUGAGGAUGCUAAGAACAUGGCCUACCUCAUGCCUGUGUACCCACAGAAGCAGCAGUACCCCUCCUACGGCUAUGGCUACCCUGGACCCUACCACUACGGCUCCCAGUACGGCCCUUACAACUACUAGUGACCUGCUGUCCUCGCCAUGCUGGGCCACGCGCCACAACACCCUCAGGUCUCCAGGGUGAGGCUUUAACCACCACCACCACCACUGUGAGGGUUACAACACCAGUACAGCUCACCAACCACCAGUAACAUGUAGCCCUGUGAGGAUUGUUGCUACACACAUCAAUGAAAGGGUAGACGGUUGCCCUGGCUGUCAUCAUCCCAGGAAGGAUGCCGCUGUUACGCCUCACUCUAAGUAAUCAGGAGACUGCUCACCAUCUGAAGCAAUGUUGCCUCACAAUUGUCAUCACCAAGAGGGUUGCAACACUAACCACUGCUGGAAGCCUUGCCACACACUCUCCAGUCACCAGCAGCAGCAGCAGCAGCAGGGAGGAGGAAGGGUUACCACACACCAUCACAAGGCUUGGCUCACACCGCCAGGAGUGACAUGCAGCAGGUCACCAUUCCUCCCGUCACCAGGCUGCUGCCACACCUAAAAAAGGUUACUACCACCACAGUGGCACAGAGCUAGCAGUGAUGGAGCCUUUACCACACUGCCAUGCUUAGUGUGGCCACUGGCUGGCCAUCACUGCAGCAGUGCACAGUGCAUGGUGCACUCACAGGCUGAGGCACAAAGAGCCGGGAUGCAGUGCAUUACUGCACCUCCAUUCAAUAUGCAAUAGUUGUUAGGACUUAUAAAACAUUGGUGUAGGCUGAUUAACUAAAUUAAGGGGAGGGAGGGCCAUUGCUCACUAGGAUCAGUAAAGCAAUGAAUGUAGACAAAGUAAGUGAAGUAAGUGGGAGGGAGGGUUAUUACUUGGUAAGUCAUGUGAAAGGGAAAUAAAGUAUUUGUAAAUAGGACAUUAUUGUUUCUCAGCAAUACUCACACUUGUUGGCAAUCAGGGCAGACCAAGAGAUGUGUCUAGGGCAGGUGUGGAGGGGUGCCCGUCAUCCGUGGUGAUGACGCUGGCUCACCACACACACACACCUCCCUCAGGAAGAUGAUGGAGGGUCAGGGUUUGUGACGGCUGCUGCAGCUGUUGUCCUGAACCCUGCUCCUCUGUUGUUGUUUUUGUUUAGGAUACAGUGUGUUUGUUGUGCUUCGCCCAUGCAGUGCUGCUCUCUGUCUCAUCAUAGCUUGAACAGUAUCACAGCAUCUUUUUAUACCAUUGACAGUUUUCUUUCAAAAUGUUUGAGAGUUUUCCUUUGUACUCACAACUGUCCUUCACUUGAGUCAUCUUAGCCGUGGUGAGAGGAAGACAGCGGCAACCCUGGCUGGGUCAGCUCCACAUCAGCACACAAGGUUACUUUGGUAUUUUUCUACAAAGGACAUUUCCCAGUAUUUCUUCUAAUGUAGUUGUCCUCUGCCUCACAGUCUGUCCUCACGCUCCCUGUUGCUGCGUUGUGCUGUGCUGUGCAGUGCUGCGCUGUAAUGUAAACAUGGACAUUAGGGACUUCCUUACCUCCUUAGAGUCUUUAGUGAGGUUGAGCUGACACAUGCAAGUAUAAUGCUUGUUCUAUAAUGCCGUGUAACAUAUCUAGUUCUCACUUGUGUAUCGACAUUCAACGUCUCAACAAAACACUCCAGCGCUCAAGACUUUUCACACUUUUUAUAUUUUUGUAUAAUGUAAUUUUGUAAUUAUGUUAUAUUACCGCGAGACUUGGCGAACCACACCGUGAAAGACGUUUAUACUGGUUGUACGUUUCAGAAGCUGGCCUGUACAUACUGCAUUAGACCUAGCCUCUUAUUUAUUAGGUUAUGUUGUAUACUAAUCUCCCUCUGGAAUGUUUGUUUUCAUAUGUGACAUGUGAGAAUGUUGUCAUCACUCUGAGGGCGAGUGUGUCCAACGCUGCCUCAGUGGGGAGGAGUGUGUGUCUGCCACCCUGCACACACCCUGCCAACACACCCACCAAUCACAACGCAGGAAACACUCGGGGCAUCUUGGCAUGAUAAGUUAUACAAUCAAUAGUUAAAAUGAACACAAUUUGUCCUCCAAGCUUAACAUGUUCUUAAAGGUGAGCAGGCAAGACUAUGAUAUUGCCAUGAUUGCAUUUCCACAAAACGUGCACAGUACAGAUGCAGUGUUCCUCCAGUCCUGUGUGUGGCUGGUCAUGUCCAUUCUGUCAUUAACUAAUUGAAAAAAUCUCCAAAAACUGUUACAACUGUUUAUGAUGAAAACAAGGAACUCUGCUCAUUUCAUAACAUGUAAUGGACAGACUUAUUGUAAACCUUCAUCUGAGGCAAACAGUGUCUCAGUACCACCAGUGUACACUAGUUCACUGGACACUGGAGGGAAGCUGUCCACUGUAAUUGGUGUCACGUCACUAGUUAAUUUAAUGUAGCUCAUGAAAAAGUGACUUAUUACUAAUAGCUACUCUCAAGCUAUAAAUUCACUGGAAUAUUACUGAAGUGAGUGUCAAGGCAUGUACAGCACUUGGUUAUGUAUCAUGUAGUUCAGUAUUGGCCACUGCUUCCCCUUGGCUUAGCUGUGAUGUCAGUGAGGAGGAGGAUUUGAAGGCCACCACGGAGCACUGACCAACACAAGACUCGGUGCCUCAUCAGGAACAACACUGUGACCUUACUAUGAUGGAGUGACCAGAUUGUGCCUUUCAGUUUAUCAUUGCAGGCAACACAUUUGUGCCUUAAAGCCUCAUGGAGACUUAUAGUGUGGGAAUGUACACAAUCAAACAAGCUCAAUAAUCAAUGUGCCUUCCACUAUUGUUAAGAGUCGACACAGUGACUGAAAGCUGCUGAAGGCUUGUGGGUUACUUAGCAAGGGUGAUGCCUCCCUGCUGAGCUUCAAACAAAUAUGUCCAUGUAUGCAUAUGAAAUAAAUGUUUUGUAUA